CCAUGUGCACUAACCACCCAUUUUGUGGUGACGCUGAAGUGUCACAAAAUUAUGAUGGCUUAUUGAAUCAACAUUCAGCCAGGGUUGAUUUAGAGGGUAUUUGAGGAGAGGAUCGAUGGAUUAGAGGUUUUUUUUAUAAAAGUAUACAUAAAUCAAUUACAAAUUUUAUUUUACUUUUUGCCUAUUUUCUUUUUAUCAAAUACACUUUUCACCCCAUUUCCUCUCUUUCCCAUCAUUAUCAUCCCCUCCCAAUGCACACCCUGAACAUAGUUCUACUUCCACUACCAAACACAAAGAAGUGAAGAACACACCAUGAUAGUGGAUUUCACAAGUCUGAUUCUUGCUCUCAUCAUACUUUGCUGCUUUGCUCAGUACUGCAGUUCAUCCAACGAUACCAUCACAGCAGACCAAUUCAUCAGAGACCCUCACACUCUGACCUCAGCUAACAGUUUCUUCAAGUUAGGAUUCUUCAGCCCUCAAAAUUCGUCAAAUCGCUACGUGGGAAUCUGGUAUCUCUCGGAGUCUAAUAUCAUAUGGGUAGCUAACAGAAACCACCCACUAACGAACAACUCUUCCGGGGUUGUUCAAAUUUCUACAGAUGGCAAUCUUUUGGUAUUAGAUCAUAGCAAGAAAAGGGUUAUUUGGUCAUCAAAUUUGACACAUGUUGCAACCAAUUCAAGUGCCAAACUUUUUGACACAGGAAAUCUGAUCCUGUUAGAUGGUGCCUCGGGACGAAGUAGUUGGGAGAGUUUCCAACAUCCUUGUCAUGCCUUCGUGCCAAAGAUGAAACUUAGUACUACUAACCCAAAAACAGGUGAGAAAGUACGCAUAACAUCGUGGAAAACUCCCUCUGAUCCUUCUAUUGGAUACUAUUCUGCUACUCUUGAACACCCCAACAUGCCUGAACUGUUUUACUGGUUUAAUAAAACGCGACCGUAUCAUCGGACCGGUCCAUGGGAUGGUCAGAGUUUCAUUGGCUCGCCUAGGUUGUUUCCUGGUUAUGCAUAUAGAUGGAGUAUAAUGACUGAAGCUGACGAAACCGUUUAUCUUUCUUUUGAUUUCCGAAGUGAACCUUACUUUGUAAUCGCGAGCUUGAAUCCACAGGGCGAUCUUGCUAUCGCAUUGUGGAUCCAUGAAAAGUUAGUGGGGAGGGUGCUGUUGGAACGAACCUCGUGCGAUCUUUAUGGCUACUGUGGGGCAUUUGGAAGCUGCAAUAAGCAGAGUUCUCCAACAUGCACCUGCUUGAGUGGUUAUAAGCCCAAAAAUGUAGAGGAGUGGAAUACAAAAAAUUGGACUAGUGGGUGUGUAAGGAGUGAGCCACUGCACUGUGGGGGACACACAAAUGGGAGUGAAAUUAGCAAUGACGACGGGUUUUUGAAACUUGAGAAUGUGAAAGUGCCAGAUUUCGUACAUAGAUCAACUUCUUUGGGAGAUGAGUGCAGAGAAGAAUGUUUGAGGAAUUGUUCUUGCGUGGCCUACGCAUAUGACAGUGGUGGCAUUGGAUGCAUGGUUUGGAGUGGGGACUUGAUCGACAUACAAAAAUUCUCAAGCGGAGGGGUUGAUCUUUACAUUCGUGUGCCACCUUCGGAACUUGAAAAACAUUCCGGUAAAAGAAGACACAGGAUAGUAAUGAUUCCAGCUGUAGUAACUGUAGGAAUGAUUGCCUUGGCUGUCUGUGUUUAUCUCUCAUGGAAAUGGAUUGCUAAACCAGCAGGAAAAAUAUAUUUACAAAGACAGAGAACGAAUGAAGAUCAAGAACAAGUUAAAUUGAAUGAUCCGUUGCCACUUUUUAAUUUCGAAGAACUUGUAAAUGCUACAAACAAUUUUGACUCAGCCAACGCGCUUGGCAAAGGAGGUUUUGGUACAGUAUAUAAGGGACAAUUGAAAGGUGGACAGGAAAUAGCAGUGAAAAGACUUUCAAAAAAAUCUGGCCAGGGGUUAGAAGAAUGUAUGAAUGAGGUAUUAGUGAUUUCAAAGCUUCAACAUCGAAAUCUUGUCAGACUUCUCGGUUGUUGUAUUGAACAGGAGGAAAAUAUGUUGGUAUACGAGUACAUGCCUAACAAGAGUUUGGACGCAAUAUUGUUUGCUUCUUCUACAGAUCCAGUAAAAAAGAAGAAUCUAGAUUGGCCAAAACGUUUUAAAAUAAUUGAAGGAAUUUCUAGAGGUUUGCUUUAUCUUCACAGAGAUUCAAGAUUAAAAAUUAUACACAGAGAUUUAAAGGUUAGUAACAUCUUGUUAGAUGAAGAGUUCAAUCCAAAAAUAUCAGAUUUUGGCAUGGCCAGAAUCUUUGGAGGCAAUGAUAUACAAGCAAAUACCGAAAGGGUUGUUGGAACAUUUGGUUAUAUGCCUCCAGAAUAUGCAUUUCAAGGAUUGGUUUCUGAGAAAUUGGAUGUCUUUAGCUUUGGAGUGUUAUUGUUAGAGAUUAUUAGUGGGAGAAAAAUCACCGGGUAUUACGAUCAUGACCAACCAUUGAGUCUCUUAGGACUUGCUUGGAAAUUAUGGAAUGAAAAGGACAUCCAAUCCCUGAUAGACCUUGAAAUAUCUAAUCUAAAUAAUGUGAAUGACAUUGUGAGAUGCAUACACAUCGGGCUUCUUUGUUCGCAAGAACUUGCAAAAGAAAGACCAAUUAUGGCUACAGUAAUUUCAAUGCUUAAUAGUGAAUUUGUCAAUCUUCCUCCCCCAUCAAAUCCUGCAUUCCUCGAAAGGCAAAUUGUAUCAUGUUCAGAUUCAUCUCAGCAAAACUACAUCACAUACUCCGUCAACAAUGUUACUGUCACAAACAUACAUGGUAGAUAGCAAAUUAUGAGAAUAACUAUGGCUGAAUAUACCCCUGAACAUCUUCAAUUUAUAAAGACUGUUGACGAACCAGACAGAUCCUACAUUGUUAUUUUUUGUCAGAAACUGUGAACUUGAUCGAUUUUAA
This is a messenger RNA of Cajanus cajan (pigeon pea), 2923 nucleotides long. RefSeq names its product G-type lectin S-receptor-like serine/threonine-protein kinase At1g11300. Gene Ontology annotation, biological process: protein phosphorylation; recognition of pollen. Gene Ontology annotation, cellular component: plasma membrane. Lineage: Eukaryota; Viridiplantae; Streptophyta; Magnoliopsida; Fabales; Fabaceae. Gene Ontology annotation, molecular function: protein serine/threonine kinase activity; ATP binding. The record is from RefSeq and is a predicted model, not a curated record.